This is a messenger RNA of Kickxella alabastrina, 1151 nucleotides long. Its product is annotated as uridine kinase family-domain-containing protein. Gene Ontology annotation, molecular function: kinase activity; ATP binding. NCBI's taxonomy places the organism in Eukaryota, Fungi, Kickxellomycota, Kickxellomycetes, Kickxellales, Kickxellaceae. The record is from RefSeq and is a predicted model, not a curated record. The transcript has a single exon. Gene Ontology annotation, cellular component: cytoplasm. Bases 71 to 913 code for a protein of 280 amino acids.
UAUUUAUUUUUCCACACACGCAGCCACACCCCAUUUCGAAAUUGGACGCCUGUAGUUAUAUAUCUCCCCCAUGGCACAGCAACCAGUAAAGAAGUUCGCCAAAGUGCACUCUGACUGCGUGAUAAACUCGCCGGCAGCAGUGCCCUUUCGGGUGCCUGUCAUAUUCGCAGGCACAGGCACGGCCACCCCGCCGCGAAGCGCCAUUGCACAGGGCACCAGCACCGACGCCGACGCCGACGCCGAUACACGGGCGUUGCAGCAGCCCAUGUUCAUUGGCAUUGGCGGCGGGCGUGGUUCCGGCAAAGAGCACACGUGCCGAAACAUCAUCGACAGGGUACAGCAGCGCGGGCACACAGACCUGGCAUCGCGCGUCGUGCACCUGCACCUAGACGACUUCCACCACGAGCUGUCUGCGGCUGACCAAGCUCUGCAGGCGGAGGGCCGCGAGCAGAUCAACUUUGACCACCCAGAGUCCUUCGACUGGGACCUGCUGCAGAGCGUAAUGGCGCGGCUUGCGCGCGGCAAUGCUGUGCAGCUGCCGGUGUGGGACAGGACAGAGAAGCGGCGCACCGGGUGGCAGGCGGUUGAGCCGCGGCCGAGAGUUGUCCUGGUCGAGGGCAUCCUCGUGCUGUUUGUGCGCGAGGUGCGCGCGUUCAUGGAUAUGAUGGUGUUUUUGGAUGUUGACAGCGAUACUCGGCUUGGCAGGCAGGUGCGCGAGGUCAUGCGGGGGCCGCAGGCUGCAGAGCUGAAGGCGUUUUUAGACCACUAUUUGUACGUGGCUAAGCCGUCGUUCGAGGAGUUUGUGUGGCCGACUAAGCGCUGGGCAGAUGUGAUCAUCCCUAAGGGCGACUGCAAUGCUGUUGCUAUCGAGCUCAUUGCGCAGCGGCUGAUCGACCUGGGCCAAGAGGCAUGAGAAAAAUAAAGGCGGUUUGGUGUUGGCUGGCCUGGCUGACUGAUUUACUAUUCAAUCUUCAUUGGUCCACUGUGGCCCCACUGACUUUAGCGCAUUGGCGCAUUGGCGCAUCUGGCUCAUUGGUUCCGUCCGCUUGGGCACAAUCAUGAUUGUUUGGCGGAGCUGCGGGGGCAGGCCAUGCCAUGGGUGUGCGGAAAUGGAAUGGAUGCUUGUGAAUACCACAUCCGACACAAGCAAG